Messenger RNA from Phyllopteryx taeniolatus (common seadragon), 2196 nucleotides. Its product is annotated as beta-1,4-galactosyltransferase 3. The transcript has 7 exons. Lineage: Eukaryota; Metazoa; Chordata; Actinopteri; Syngnathiformes; Syngnathidae. Gene Ontology annotation, molecular function: glycosyltransferase activity. The record is from RefSeq and is a predicted model, not a curated record. The coding region runs from base 949 to 2076 and encodes 375 amino acids. Gene Ontology annotation, biological process: carbohydrate metabolic process.
AUCAGCAUUAUUUAGCCCAGUCGGUGUGAGUUUUCGGCGGCCGCGCGUACUACGCUCGCUCGGUCUGCUUCAACUUGUAAAGCAUAUAUCCCCAGCACGGAGCAAGCACAUUUGGUUGGGGAAUAUCGGCCUUCCGUUGUCCAUGGACUCAUAUGUGGAGCCGGUCGACCUCCGAGUCGCUUGGCAGUGAGUGAAACGGUUCCUGUCCACCCAGUAGGACCAGUUCCUGUUAUCCCGCUGCAGUCCAUCACUAUGGAACAAUAGCGGACGGAAUCCAUGCUCUUCCUCCAUCCCACCCACCCCUCUUGCACCCUCUUCACAGAAACCCCUGUCACCCAAUAACAAACAUCCCACCCCACCUGUCUCCACAUCCAGUCAGGCGGUGAAGUGGACAGCAGUCUUGUAAUCUUGCAAAAGUGUAGCGCCUGCAUACGCUUACGCUUUUGACAUGGCAACAGUUGUUUUUGUUGUUGCUGUAGAGUUGCUCAGGGGACAACACAAGUGAGUGCAGGAGGCAGCAUAAAGCUUGCAAAAGGCCAAAAAACAUCGGUCGGUACUGCCGAAGGGCAUGGAAUUCAUCAGGGGGUGAUAAGCACACCAUGCAGCACCGGCAUCGCCCCCUCUCGCCAGUCAGUGAUUGGACCAAAAGUCAACUUUGGAACUAUUUGGAACAUACUUAAACUGCAAUGAAAAAUGGAGGAAUGAUUUUUUUUCCUUAUUUGGAUUAUCUUUGCCAUUUGUCUAUUUGGUGGUCAACUGGAGUGAAAUCCCACCAUAGGUGCCUUUACAUUGCAUUACUUUUGUCUAUAUUUUUCUACUCUUUGACUUCAUAUCAGGAUUGCUUAUGACAUGACCAACAAAUAGCUGGCAAUCCUCAACUUCCUUCUCCAACAUACUUUUAGAUAGAACGCAGACUUUUGCACAUAGCCUCCGUUCCAUACCACCGCCAUGGUCACUCUGCAGUCCAAAUGGCGUUAUCUGUUCAUGCUCCUGGGCAUCCAACUGGUAGUCAUGGCGCUGCUGUCCCGGGAGGGCUAUCAGAAAAGGGUCACCAACUUCAUACGGAUCUUCCGCAAAUCGGACCCCGCCGCCGAGUCUGCUCGGAACCACACGGCGGCUGGUGUGCCUGUAGGAUACGUGUACGCUAACCUCUCCCACCUGUACAAGGCGCAGAACAAUGGAGAUGUUUACUACUGUCCCAAAACGUCGCCUCUCUUAGGUGGGCCGAUCCACGUGAGCUUCCCGUCUGGCCUCACUUUGGCCCAGGUGCAGCGCAAGAACCCACUGGUGGAACGCGGUGGGCGCUACCGGCCACCUGACUGCGAGGCUCGCCACCGAACAGCCGUGGUCAUCCCCCACCGCCACCGGGAGCACCACCUCAAGUUCCUGCUCUACUACCUGCACCCAUUCCUGCAGCGACAGCAGUUGAAUUACGCAAUCUAUGUCAUCCACCAGGCGGGCAACUACACAUUCAACCGGGCCAAGCUGAUGAAUGCUGGCUUCCGCGAGGCCAUGCGUGAGGACGACUGGGACUGCCUCUUCUUCCAUGACGUGGACCUGAUUCCCGAGGAUGAUCGCAACUUGUACACGUGCGACACCAACCCCAAGCACGCUGCCAUCGCCAUGGACAAAUUUGGCUACAAGCUUCCGUACCAGAUGUACUUCGGUGGGGUGUCGGCUCUCACGCCUAUCCACUACCUCAAAAUGAACGGCUUUCCCAACAACUACUGGGGCUGGGGUGGCGAGGACGACGACAUCGGCGUCAGAGUGUCUCUUGCGGGAAUGUCCAUCACGCGUCCGUCCCUAAAGGUGGGCCGCUACAAGAUGAUCAAACACAAGCUGGACAAGGGCAACGACGUCAACCCAAAGAGGUUCAACAUGUUGGCCAAAACACGUCAGACGUGGAAGCUGGACGGCAUGAACACGGCUGAGUACGAGAUUGUUUCGCGGGAGUACCUCCCGCUGUACACCAACAUCACAGUCUACAUUGGCACCGAGGCCGGACUGCACCCGCCGCCCCACACGGUCCCGAUCCCCGGCAAGGUUUCGGCCAAGGCCGUCAAAACUGACAAAUAGCCCGUCGUCACGUUAUUUGACCUUAUUCGUCCUCGCGGGAUAAUGUUUAUUUUUCCAUCGGUUAGCAUUGUUGUGAGCAGGACCUGACGCAUAUACAUACUGUGUGUAUGUGUAUGUAUA